Molecule: messenger RNA, 1224 nt
Organism: Candida tropicalis MYA-3404
Lineage: Eukaryota; Fungi; Ascomycota; Pichiomycetes; Serinales; Debaryomycetaceae
Exons: 1
Coding region: 1-1224 (407 amino acids)
Source: RefSeq, a predicted model, not a curated record
AUGUUUCAACUACUAGAGUUUAUACUAAAUAUUUUUACAUUUUUCAUUCCUUUAAUAUUGACUAUCAAGAUAUUAGAUCAAUCAAUAACAUUCAAAUAUUCAUGUUAUCAAUUUGUAAUUAAUUAUUGGCUAUAUUAUAUUGUGCUACAAUAUCUACAAUAUAACAUAUUCAUGGAUAAUUUACUAUUCCUUUAUGUUAGUAAAUUUAUCAAGUUUUGGUUAUUCUAUGGUAAAUCCAAUAAUUUGAAACUAAGUAACCAUUUCUUAUUACUUAGAUUUCUUAAUUUGAAUCUGGUUCAAUUAUUUGAAGUUAAUUAUCUUAAUCCUUUAAUUAAUAAAAUUAAUCCAGGUUUUAAAGAAAUCAAUUAUCAAAUCUAUUUAUCUGGUAAAAUAUAUCUAUUGCCUAUUAAUUAUAAUCAACCACUGUUUAGAUUUUUGAAUAAUUUUAUUGCCAUGUUUCAAUUACCAACGAAUCCCCUGAUUUCAUCUAAAUCUAAAUCAAAAUCAAGACAAACUUCAUCAUCAACAACAACGAGUACUACUUCAAAACUUGUUAAAAAAUUGAGAAAACCAAAAAGAGUUAAUUCAGGUGAUUCUUCUCAUUCAGAAACAAGGUCAAGAUCAGCUUCAAGAUCUAGAUCAAGAAGUUCUUCAACUAGUACAAAUAUUCAACAACCUAAUAUAUCAUCAAAUCAAACUUCACCUACUUUAAGUCCAAUUGAUUAUCAAAUAAUAUCUGAUCAAUUACCUUCUGCACAACCAAAUCUAUUAUCAAUUCCAAAAUAUAAAAGAACAAUAUCUCCUCCUCCAUAUGAAGAAAUUAUUCAAAACUCACAAUUAAUUAAUAAUUAUAAUAAUAAUUCACCAGAGAUUAGUUUAUCCGAUAAUAAUAAUUCAAGACAUAGUUCAAGAAGUGUUUCAAGAAAAAGUUCAUUUUCUAGUUCAAGAUCAAGACCAGUUUCUAUUAAUGGUAGUUCAUCUGGUAAUAAUUCUAGUAACAGUAAUAACAAUAAUAAUGUAAUAAAUCUUGAAAGUAUUGAUUCUACAAUAAUGACGAAUAAUAAUAGUUCAACAAGUAUUGGAAGUGGUAAUAGUAAUAGUUUCACAGAUAUUAGAAUUGGAAGUGAAUCUAUGAAUAGAAUUCAAGAACAAUUAAAUAAUACAAGAAGUAAUAUCAACAAUGAUUUACCACCUUUACCUACACCAAGAAUGAUGAAUAGAUAG